This is a messenger RNA of Rotaria sp. Silwood2, 222 nucleotides long. The record is from the annotation of a GenBank genome assembly. NCBI's taxonomy places the organism in Eukaryota, Metazoa, Rotifera, Eurotatoria, Philodinida, Philodinidae.
AUGAUUAUACUACCUAUCAGUAAAGAUGAUGUACAUAAUCGAAAUUAUAUUGUGGAAAAACAACAAGUUGGACGUUUAGCAUUACAAAAUAUUAAUGAUUCAUUACAAAAAUUUACAUGUCGUGCGACUGAUUUAACAUUAGAUGUAUAUUUAUCAAUAAUACAUUCACCUCAAGCUUGUUAUGAUUUAUUCGGUACUAUAAAUCAUCGUGGUAGUGUAUAG